Molecule: messenger RNA, 1920 nt
Organism: Chrysochloris asiatica (Cape golden mole)
Lineage: Eukaryota; Metazoa; Chordata; Mammalia; Afrosoricida; Chrysochloridae
Gene: BTBD1
Product: BTB (POZ) domain containing 1
Biological process (GO): neurogenesis
Cellular component (GO): cytosol; P-body
Molecular function (GO): protein binding
Source: RefSeq, a predicted model, not a curated record
GCGCCUUUCCCGGAAGGCAGGGAGGCGGUGCUGGCCUCCGCGGGCGGCCUUGGCAAUGGCUGCUGGGCCGCGAGAGCGCUCUUAGCUUGGGAGCCGUGCCGCUAGACAAUGGCCUCGGUCGGGCCGGCCGCUUCGGGGGAGCAGACUUCGGGCGCUGGGGCAGAGGCGGAGCCGGGCCCCGCGGGGUCGCCGCCUUCUCCUUUGGGGGCCCUGCUCCCCCUGCAGCGGGAGCCGCUGUACAAUUGGCAGGCGACCAAGGCGUCGCUGAAGGAGCGCUUCGCUUUCCUCUUCAACUCGGAGCUGCUGAGCGAUGUGCGCUUCGUGCUGGGAAAGGGUCGCGGCGCCGCCGCCACCGCCGCUGCCGGGGGUCCGCAGCGCAUCCCCGCCCACCGCUUCGUGCUGGCGGCGGGCAGUGCGGUCUUUGACGCCAUGUUCAACGGCGGCAUGGCCACCACGUCGGCCGAGAUCGAGCUGCCGGACGUGGAGCCUGCCGCUUUCCUGGCGUUGCUGAGAUUUCUAUAUUCAGACGAAGUUCAGAUUGGUCCAGAAACAGUUAUGACCACUCUUUAUACUGCUAAGAAAUAUGCAGUCCCCGCCUUAGAAGCUCAUUGUGUGGAAUUUCUUACUAAACAUCUUAGGGCAGAUAAUGCCUUUAUGCUUCUUACUCAGGCUCGAUUAUUUGAUGAACCUCAACUUGCUAGUCUCUGUCUAGACACAAUAGACAAAAGCACAAUGGACGCAGUAAGUGCAGAAGGGUUUACUGAUAUUGAUAUCGACACACUCUGUGCAGUCCUAGAAAGGGACACACUUAGUAUUCGAGAAAGCCGACUUUUUGCUGCUGUUGUUCGCUGGGCAGAAGCAGAAUGUCAGAGGCAACAAUUGCCUGUGACUUUUGGAAACAAACAGAAAGUUCUAGGAAAAGCACUUUCCUUAAUUCGGUUCCCACUGAUGACGAUUGAGGAGUUUGCAGCAGGUCCUGCUCAAUCUGGAAUUUUGUCAGAUCGUGAAGUGGUUAAUCUCUUUCUUCAUUUUACUGUCAAUCCUAAACCCCGAGUUGAAUACUUGAUCGACCGACCAAGGUGCUGCCUCCGAGGAAAAGAAUGCAGCAUUAAUAGAUUCCAGCAAGUAGAGAGUCGCUGGGGUUACAGUGGAACAAGUGAUCGAAUCAGGUUCACAGUUAAUAGAAGAAUUUCUAUAGUUGGAUUUGGUUUAUAUGGAUCUAUUCAUGGUCCCACGGACUAUCAAGUGAAUAUACAGAUCAUUGAAUAUGAAAAAAAACAAACCUUGGGACAAAAUGAUACCGGAUUUAGUUGCGAUGGGACCUCUAACACAUUCAGGGUCAUGUUCAAAGACCCUAUAGAGAUCCUGCCCAACGUGUGCUACACAGCUUGUGCGACACUGAAAGGUCCAGAUUCCCACUAUGGCACAAAAGGAUUGAAGAAAGUAGUACAUGAAACACCUACUGCUAGCAAGACUGUUUUUUUCUUCUUUAGUUCCCCUGGCAAUAAUAAUGGCACUUCAAUAGAAGAUGGACAGAUACCAGAAAUAAUAUUCUAUAUAUAAUUUAGCACCAUAAUACACCUUGGCUAAACAGUACCGUGUAGUCUAGUCCCCAAAGACCACAAAAAAUAGUUUGAGUAUUAUGAAUAUUUAUAAGAUAAGAAACAUUUUAGUUUCUUAAAAGAAAUAGAAAAACAUUGAUUUAAAGGCAGAUUUUCCAUUUUCUAAUAACCUUAGAGGGAUAAGAGAACUGAGUUUAAUUGUUUUUUUAAAAAAGCAGCUAUUUCAGCUUUCUGUUGUGUACUAUAGAUCAGCUGACUUGUGGUCUUUCAGUAGUUUUGUAAUUGAAAGACUCUUGAUAUAUAGAGCUGGUUUGGUUUUUGUUGUAACUAUUUUGAAGGUUAAGUAAAGUGAGAUGGG